AUGGCGUCGAGCGCGUCGAAGCGCACGCGGGAACGACACCUCGUGACGUAUAACGAUCGCGAGGAGACGCCGUUGGAGCACGCGGUGGAGGAACACUGGGACGAGGGGACGAGUCUGCUCAGGAGGCUCCCGAGCGAGGCCUCGGGCGUCGGGCACGCGUUCUUUCCGGUGUUGGAGGAUUGCAUCUUCGUCGGACAUCUGAUGACGGAUUUGGAUAGCAUCGCAGGAGCGAUCGGGGCGGCGCAUUUGUACGACGGCACGCCCGCGCGGGCGAGCGAGGUGAACACGGAGACGACGUUCGCGUUGGAGACGUGGGGGGCGGAGCUUCCGGGCAAGGUGGAGGAUCUGUUGAGAGAGACGCCGGAGCGAAACGUGUGCCUGGUAGAUUUUCAGCAGCAGUCGCAAUUGAAUCCGGCGAUUCCCAUGGCGAACAUCGUGGGAGUGAUCGAUCACCACGCGCUGCAGUCGAACACGAUCGUGACGGAGAAGCCCAUCUUUGUCGAUAUUCGGCCGUGGGGGUGCAUGUCGAGCAUAAUAGCGCACUCUUUCGCGGUGCAGAGGAAAUUCCUCCCGAAAAACAUCGCUGGGAUGCUGUUGAGUGCGAUUUUGAGCGAUACGCUCAAUCUCAAGUCGCCCACGACGACUGAGUGGGACGAACGCAUCGUCGCGAUGUUGGUGCAGUACCUGCAGGUGGAGGACGUGAACGAACUCGCGGCGAAACAGUUCCGAGCGAAGAGCCAAUCCUUGAAUCUCAUGACCCCUUACUCUCUCGUGAAUGGUGAUAUGAAACAAUUCAAGUUCAAUGGCGGUGGCGAUAAGACGUAUCUGGUCGCGUAUAGCGUGAUCGAGACGACGGAUGCCGAGGCGAGUCUCUCUCGCGCGGCGGACAUCCUUCCGGAGAUGCGAGCCGUGAAGGUGGCGGAGCCCUCGAUAAAUGCCGUGUUGUUGGCCGUUGUGGACAUUGUGAAUUUGCACUCUACACUGCUCAUCUGUGGGAGAGUCGAGGCGUCUCUCGCCUUGGCGGCGUACGGUGGAGAGCUCACGGCGGACGGCUCGAUGCUUCAACUCGCUGGAUUAGUCAGCAGAAAGAAAGAUUUCGUGCCGCCCCUGACGAAGGCGGUGAAAGAAGGCUGGGAGCCUCCACAACUUAGCGUAGAAAUAGGCUCCGCAUUGGACCUAAAUGGGUUGCAUCGAACGAAAUCGAUGCUAGAUGUCCCACAUGGAGAGGUCAGCGUGGAGUACACCGACGAUGUUCCGUCUGGUUUGCUCGUGCGCCGCGACGACUGA
Messenger RNA from Ostreococcus tauri, 1287 nucleotides. Its product is annotated as DHHA2. Lineage: Eukaryota; Viridiplantae; Chlorophyta; Mamiellophyceae; Mamiellales; Bathycoccaceae. Bases 1 to 1287 code for a protein of 428 amino acids. Gene Ontology annotation, cellular component: cytoplasm. The transcript has a single exon. The record is from RefSeq and is a predicted model, not a curated record. Gene Ontology annotation, molecular function: pyrophosphatase activity.